Messenger RNA from Staurois parvus, 450 nucleotides. Lineage: Eukaryota; Metazoa; Chordata; Amphibia; Anura; Ranidae. The record is from the annotation of a GenBank genome assembly.
GGGUCACCAGGCAUCAGGUCAUUUGGCUCGACAGCGGGCACCGCGUCAUCUGGCAAGGCAGUGGGCUCCGAGUCAACAGGCACGACAGUGGGCACCGGGUCAUCAGGUACCGGAUUGUCUGGCUCGACAGCAGGCAUCGGGUCACCAGGUAUGACAGCGGGCACUGGGUCACCAGGCAUCAGGUCAUUUGGCUUGCCAGCGGGCACCGCGUCAUCUGGCAAGGCAGUGGGCACCGGGUCACCAGGCAUUGGAUCGUCUGGCUCGACAGCGGGCAUCGGGUCACCAGGCAUCAGGUCAUUUGGCUCGCCAGCGGGCACCGCGUCAUCUGGCAAGGCAGUGGGCACCGAGUCACCAGGUACGACAGCGGGCUCUGAGUCAAUUGGCACGACAGCGGGCACCGGAUCAGGUACCGGAUCAUCUGGAUCAACAGCGGGCAUCGAGUCAACUGGC